Messenger RNA from Thamnophis sirtalis, 3835 nucleotides. Lineage: Eukaryota; Metazoa; Chordata; Lepidosauria; Squamata; Natricidae. The record is from RefSeq and is a predicted model, not a curated record.
AGACAGCUCCGCCGGGGUGUUUCCUAGUUCAGCGCUCGCCACUCGUUCGCUGCCUGCCAGCCGCGGCUUGCCGUUCCGCUCCUUCUCUUGCUUGGAGCCCGGAGGAUGGUGCUGCCCAAAGCAGAGCACGCCGCCAGGCUUUACCGGGCGCCGCCGGAGCCAGCGCGGGAGGCGCAUGUGUCUUCCUUGGAAAAAUACCGCGAGCUUUACCGCCGCUCGGUGGAGGAGCCGCAGGAAUUUUGGGGUGAUACAGCCAAAGAAUUUUACUGGAGGAACCAACACACUGGACCAUUCCUGCAGUACAAUUUUGAUGUUACCAAAGGGAAAAUCUUUAUUGAAUGGAUGAAAGGAGCUACAACCAACAUUUGCUACAAUGUUUUGGACAGAAAUGUUUACGAGAAUAAACUUGGAGACAAGAUAGCAUUUUAUUGGGAAGGAAAUGAGCGAGGAGAUUCCAUGAAAAUUUCAUACAGUGAAUUGCUGAGCAAAGUCUGCCAAUUUGCCAAUGUUCUUCGGGAACAAGGCGUGAAGAAAGGAGACCGAGUUUCCAUCUACAUGCCAAUGAUAAUUGAGCUGGUGGUUGCUAUGCUAGCUUGUGCCAGAAUUGGAGCACUUCAUUCUAUUGUGUUUGCAGGCUUUUCAGCAGAAUCUCUUUGUGAGAGGAUUCUAGAUUCCAACUGCUCGCUUCUCAUAACUGCAGAUGCCUUUUAUAGAGGUGAUAAGCUGAUUAACUUGAAGCAGAUAGCUGAUGAAGCCUUACAGAAGUGUAAAGCUAAGGGGAACCCUCUGGAAAGGUGUAUUGUGGUUAAGCAUCUAGGAAGAGAAGAACUAGUUCAAGAUGGGUCAAGUAGCAAGUCUCCACCUCUGAAAAGGAUCUGUCAGAGUGUGCAAAUAUUUAAAAUGUUCCUUUGCAUGGAUGUUCUGUGUUCUAUAUUUCAGGGUGUUGUACACACAAUAGCUGGAUACAUGCUUUUCACGGCUGCUACUUUUAAAUAUGUGUUUGAUCAUCAUCCUGAGGAUAUUUACUGGUGCACAGCUGACAUUGGGUGGAUAACUGGCCAUUCCUAUCUCACGUAUGGACCCUUGGCAAAUGGGGCAACCAGUGUCUUAUUUGAAGGGCUCCCUAUUUACCCAGAUGUUAGCCGUAUGUGGAACAUCAUUGACAAGUACAAAGUGACCAAGUUCUACACAGCACCCACUGCCAUUCGCCUCCUCAUGAAAUAUGGAGAUGAACCUGUCAAGAAAUACAGCAGGAAAUCCCUGAAAGUGCUGGGAACAGUUGGAGAACCCAUAAAUCCAGAAGCUUGGUUGUGGUUUUAUAGGGUAGUUGGUGAAGAACGAUGCCCUAUAGUGGAUACCUUCUGGCAAACAGAAACUGGUGGCCAUGUGUUGACUCCUCUCCCUUAUGCCACACCUAUGAAGCCAGGCUCAGCUACUUUUCCUUUCUUUGGAGUGGUCCCUGCAGUGUUGGAUGAAUCCGGGGAAGAGUUAGAAGGAGAAGCUGAAGGUUAUCUGGUUUUUAAGCAACCCUGGCCUGGAAUAAUGCGCACAGUGUACAAAAACCAGCAGCGGUUUGAGGCAACCUACUUCCAAAAGUUUCCUGGUUAUUAUGUGACUGGAGAUGGCUGCAAGAGAGAUAAAGAUGGUUAUUACUGGAUCACAGGUCGAAUUGAUGACAUGCUGAAUGUUUCUGGGCAUUUACUGAGCACAGCGGAGGUUGAAUCGGCACUUGUGGAGCAUGUUUCGAUCUCGGAGGCAGCCGUAGUUAGCCACCCACACCCUGUAAAGGGAGAAUGCCUCUACUGUUUUGUGACUCUGAAGGAUGGACAUGAUUUCACAAACAAACUGAUUGAUGAGCUGAAGAAACAAGUAAGAGAAAAGAUUGGUCCUAUUGCAACUCCAGAUUAUAUCCAGAAUGCUCCUGGCCUGCCCAAAACCCGCUCAGGUAAAAUUAUGCGGCGGGUAUUAAGGAAGAUUGCAAAAAAUGACCGGGAACUGGGCGAUACCUCAACAGUGGCAGAUCCAGCAGUUAUAAACCAUCUUUUCAGUAACAGGUGUGAGACAAUAAUGUAGCGGGGCUACCCUACUAAAAUAGCAGAAAUGCAAGAAUUUGAUGAGAGUAUGGCCCCUGAGAGACAAUGACUUGAGAUGGGAAAUUGCUGUGUGCUGCUCUGAAUAGAAGAUCCUGAAGAGAAGACAAACUGGUGCUCCAACAUCCAGUCCUUUCAUGUUGUAAAUCUAGCUUUGUGCCUCUAGCACUGUGUGUGUUAUUUUAUAGUCCAAUACUCCACAUAUGAAAUUUCAGUCUCAUUCACCCAAUAUUUCAAUUAUUUUUAUUUUUACACUUAACAUGCUAUAAUUGGUGGAGCUUAGAACAUGCAGAUGCUGGUAUGAAGAGGCUUUCCUCCUGAGCUGUAGUUAUGAGCCUUUAAAAGGCUUGAGAACUAAUAGAUUAAGCAGUAAUCCUCAUGUUGAGGCAGUAUUACUGAAAUACAUAUUUUAACAAUUAAGCAUUUGUUUUAACAAAAAUUAUCCUGAGUGCCCCAGCUGCACAGCAUAGGAAAUGAGACAUUUUAAAGAAAACUGUCAAAUAUGAAGCUGUGUAAAAUUAUUUUUCCAGUGUUAUCUCUGUUGAAAUGUAGACUGGAAAGGAUUAUUAUACUUUUUUGUUCUCCCAAAGGAAUAACACUAUCUACAGAUUCUAAUUUUAAAAAAUGCUUGUGUGCUUGAAUGCACACAUUUGAAUUUUUGCAGUAUAUUGUUCCAUGAUGGAUGCAACGUCAGCUGUCCUACUCAUUAAAGCUGUGCUGUUUGCCUAGAUAUUCUGUAGAGGGAGGUGCUCUUUUUUUUUGGCUAGAAAUAUUUGGUGCAAUGUAAAUGCCAGUUGAAUCUGGGGGAGAUAUAUCUAUUAUUUUCAUUAACAGAUGAGCAGCAGAUGCUAUAAAUAUUAAAGGAAGCCAUUGUGUGACCAGCUUGUGUUCCACAAUCACGUAAAGGAAAUGAAUAACUAAAUAUAUUCAGAGAUUCUGGACUGUUGGAAUGUGCCUGGUUACGCUGAGGAAAAGUCUUCCAGAGAUACUUAAAUUUACUCAAAUUGAUCCUGUUUUCUCCAUGUGAUCAUUGUGUAGAUCAUGUGUAUGACCAAAGUCAAGCUGCUUAUGAAGCAAAACAAAAUGGCCACCAAACAGCAGAGACACAUUUUUCUUCAGUUAGAUGACUUUACUCAUAGUUCAUUAAUCUUGCUUCUUGAAAUUAGGGUGGUUCUCAUUGAAAGAGCAAAGGCAAAAUCAAAUUUAGUUUUAGAUAUGAUAUGGGUACUUAAGUGAGGAAAACACAAACUCUUUAAUCCUUGCAGAUUAAUAAAUGUAUAAGAUGGGAAAGGUUUGUUUCAAAAUUGCCAAGGCAUUACAGCACUUAGUGCUAUUUACCUUGGAAUGUUUUUAUAUUAGAAACUGCUAUUUACUAUCUGAAACAUUUUUUUUUUGCCUGUGGUAAUCAUGUUGUUGCAUCCCUGAAGAUGUCUGCAUUUUCCUUAAAACAGCUUACAACUGUAUGCCCCUCAUACUGUGUAUUUGACUACUGUGACCAUUGCUUUAUCUUUGCUCAUGGGUAUAUUUCUCAUUUUUUAAUCUGCUGGUGGUAGUCUAAAUGUAUUGUGUGUGAUCUGCAACAUUGAUAUGCAUAUAACUAUGUUGUACAGCACCGAUAGUAGGCCAGUGGCUUACUAAAGAGCUGUUGAAACAAAUUCUGUAUUUUUGGACGCAGAAUGAUAUAAAUAUGGUUGGGAAAUGGGAAAAAUGUUUUAAUUGGAAUAAAUUAAAAAAGAUUAAGCCUA